AACUCUUACUAUGCAAAUAUGUCAGCCAUAUAGCUAAGUGAAAUCAACUAAUAAAUAAGCAAUUAAGAUUAAUUUCCUCAGUCAGGUCGAAGAAAGUACCGGACAGCAAUCGACCACAGCGUCGCACCAAAGAAGCAUUGUCAAUCCGGUCGCUUGGAAACAAGUUUGCCGCAUUUACGAAUAUAUUAACACAACCCGAAGUACUUCCUUGUCAGUUACGAAACGUCGUCGACCGCCACGGCAAUGAUCAAGUACGCGUGUGUCGCCACAGUGCUUCUGUUCUCUUUCCUGGUGCAUCGAGGGUCUGCGGAUGACGUCGAGGUGAGCCAACAGUGCCUUUCCUGCAUCUGCGAGGCCAUAUCGAGCUGCAACGUGACCGCCGGCUGCACGGGCAACGUGUGCGGCGCCUUCAGGCUGUCCUGGGGCUACUGGGCGGACGCGGGCAAGCCGACGCUCAGCGACGACAACCCCGAGGCGGCCGAGGCGUACAAGAACUGCGCCCUGGACGCGAACUGCGCGUCGGCCACGGUGCAGGGGUACAUGAACAAGUUCCAGCAGGACUGCAACGGCGACGGGAAAGUGGACUGCGACGAUUACGCCCUGAUCCACAUAGUGGGGGGCUAUGGGUGUGUUGGGGCCUCGUUGCCAGAUGCGCACGGGAAGCGCUACAAACAGUGCAAGGAUAUUUUGAAGUUUUGAUGUGAUGAUCGAAAUGGCGUAACUGCAAAUAAACGACGCUGUAAUUGGUGUGGAA
This is a messenger RNA of Aethina tumida (small hive beetle), 754 nucleotides long. Its product is annotated as lysozyme. The transcript has a single exon. Gene Ontology annotation, molecular function: lysozyme activity. The coding region runs from base 244 to 699 and encodes 151 amino acids. Lineage: Eukaryota; Metazoa; Arthropoda; Insecta; Coleoptera; Nitidulidae. The record is from RefSeq and is a predicted model, not a curated record.